AUGGACGUUUCUGUUCACCAAUCAGAGGCAAGUGUUGCUCCGAGCCCGCCUCUCGCAGCCGCCGCGCACGCGCACUCGCCACAGGCUGAGGCGGAGACGACGCGUGGACCCGGCCGCCUGCGUGGAGGGGGAGGAGCCCGCGCGGCCAUGAAGGCCUCCGGGGAUGACCUGCCGUCCGCACCCGCUCUGGGCGGCCCGCGGGCCCAGGUGUCUAUCAUCCUUCCAGUCCACAAUGCUGAACGUUGGUUGGAUGAAUGCUUGAGAUCUGUUUUGCACCAGGACUUUGAAGGUACCAUGGAGCUGUCCAUUUUCAAUGAUGCCAGUAAGGACAAGUCUAUGACUGUCAUUGAAACAUGGAAAAUAAAGUUAGAAGAUUCUGGUAUCCUGGUGGUCAUUGGAGGCCACGAUUCUCCUUCUCCCCGAGGAGUUGGAUAUUCUAAAAAUCGAGCGAUAGCACAGAGCUCAGGGACUUACCUUUGCUUCCUGGAUUCAGAUGAUGUGAUGAUGCCAGAGCGGGUAAGGCUGCAACUUGAAGCUGCUGCUCAGCACCCCUGCAGUAUUAUCGGCUGCCAGGUGAUGAGAGAACCCCCCGACUCCACUGAAAGGUACACGCGCUGGAUCAACCAGCUGUCCCCUGACCAGCUUAUCACCCAGGUUUUCACCUCACACGGCCCCACAGUGAUCAUGCCCACCUGGUUCUGCUCCAGAGCAUGGUUUUCCCAUGUAGGCUGGUUUGAUGAGGGCGGGCAGGGCGUGCCCGAGGACCUGCUGUUCUUCCAGGAGCAUCUUCGCAGGGGCGGCCACAUAGUCCGUGUAGACCACAGCCUCGUCCUCUACCGCUACCAUGCACAGGCUGCCUCACACACAGUGCUUGAGGGUACCAUCUGGACCCUCCGUGUCCGCUUCCUAGAAGAAAGGGUGCUUCCCCACUGGACGGCCUUCACCAUCUGGAAUGCUGGCAAGCAGGGGCGGCGGCUCUAUCGCAGCCUGGGAGCCGCCAACCGUCAGAAGGUUGUAGCCUUCUGUGACAUUGAUGAACGCAAAGUCAAAAAGGGUUUCUACUGCUACGAGGAUUCCCAGGAGAGGCCCAAGCCCCGGGUUCCGAUCCUGCACUUCCGAGAUGCCCAGCCUCCCUUCAUCAUCUGCGUGAAGCUGGACCUCACUGGGGGCGUGUUUGAGGACAAUCUUCAGUCCCUGCACCUGCAGGAAGGACAAGACUUCUUCCACUUCAGCUGA
Molecule: messenger RNA, 1236 nt
Organism: Elephantulus edwardii (Cape elephant shrew)
Lineage: Eukaryota; Metazoa; Chordata; Mammalia; Macroscelidea; Macroscelididae
Gene: B3GNTL1
Product: UDP-GlcNAc:betaGal beta-1,3-N-acetylglucosaminyltransferase-like 1
Exons: 12
Coding region: 1-1236 (411 amino acids)
Source: RefSeq, a predicted model, not a curated record